AUGGAAAGCUCUGGGACACCUUGUUCUUCUGUCACCAGGAGAAGCUCUUCUUCCCACAGACAUCUAUACCGUAAAGCCAAGGAGAAAGGGAAGACGCUGCUUAUAAAUAUUGAAGAGGCAGGGCGAGUGUGCAUGGAGCAUGAGAGGAGACUUCAGGACAAGCCAGAUGUGAACAAGGCCACGUGCAGUAUGUUUUCUGCGCUGAGCAGAUGGCAUGUCCCUUACUGUGUUCAACCUGCAGGCAAGAGUUGGCUCACUCUGCUGCUCCACACAGCCUGCCCUUUCCUCAGUUCCUGUUUGGACACCACAUCCAAGCACAAAGCCAAGGCAGAAGCAAUGACCCUGGAUCUCGCUCUGCUCCAUAGCGUGCAGCAUUUUGCUGAAGCGUUCAAGGCCAAGAAUGUGUCUCUCCAUGUGCUUGUGUGCAAUGCAGCAGCUUUUGCUCUGCCCUGGAGCCUCACAAAAGACGGCCUGGAGACCACUUUCCAGGUGAACCACCUGGGCCACUUCUACCUUGUGCAGCUCUUGCAGGAUGUGCUAUGCCGCUCGGCCCCUGCCCGUGUCAUUGUGGUCUCCUCUGAGUCCCACAGAUUUACAGAUAUUAGUGAUUCUUCAGGACAACUUGACUUUAGCCGUCUGUCUCCAUCACAAAAUGAUUACUGGGCCAUGCUGGCCUAUAACCGGUCCAAGCUCUGCAAUAUCCUCUUCUCCAAUGAGCUGCACCGUCGCCUCUCUCCACGUGGGGUCACAUCGAAUGCAGUGCAUCCUGGAAAUAUGAUGUACUCCUCCAUUCAUCGCAGCUGGUGGGUGUACACGCUGCUGUUCACCUUGGCGAGGCCAUUCACCAAAUCCAUGCAACAGGGGGCUGCCACCACUGUGUACUGUGCUGCCGCUCCAGAGCUGGAAGGCCUGGGAGGGAUGUAUUUCAACAAUUGCUGCCGCUGCCUGCCCUCCCCCGAAGCUCAGAGUGAAGAGGUGGCCCGGGCCCUGUGGGCACUCAGUGACAGGCUGAUCCAAGAACGACUGGGCAGCCCGUCCGACUAGCAGGAGCCACGCAAGGAUGGGUGCACCUGUGUGUGCGCCAGUGAUCACCACUGCCAACGUUGGACCCCUGCCGACCUUACCACCCUCAGGUGUCCACUUCUGUCCACUGCAGAUCCAAAAGAGUCAAGGAAGUAAGAGCAGUUGCAACAAAUUGAAAAAUGUCAAGUACAAUGGGGAGCAGGGAAUUGUAGUUCUUAAGGGGCAAUGCCACUUUUCCGGGGCUAGGUUAGGCAUAGGUCCUUUUGCUUUCUGGUGGUGGCCUGCUUAAAAUUAGAAGCUCAGUUGGUAUGUGGGUUCCUUCCCUCAUUGUAGAAGCACAAGAAGCCAGUUUUUCUCACUCUUAGAAUAGCCCGUUGCCCCCUUGGCUCACCAAGUACCGCCAUUGCCAUCACAGGCUGGCCUCCCAUUUAAGAGGGAAAAACAAAAGGCAAGUUGUUACCUUCCUUGCUGCCUUGAUCCAGAAGGUCAUUGAUUCAUUCAUCCCAAUAAACUCUGAGCAGGCUUGGCGACUCCUGGGAGAGACUCGUCGAACCCAUUCCACUCCACCAAGAUAGCAGUGACACCCAGAGGUGGAGUGGUGUGGAGAGGUUUGGUGGGUGCCAGAGCGCUGGCCAUUGACCCCCUU
This is a messenger RNA of Castor canadensis (American beaver), 1669 nucleotides long. The record is from RefSeq and is a predicted model, not a curated record. Lineage: Eukaryota; Metazoa; Chordata; Mammalia; Rodentia; Castoridae.